Molecule: messenger RNA, 1132 nt
Organism: Octodon degus (degu)
Lineage: Eukaryota; Metazoa; Chordata; Mammalia; Rodentia; Octodontidae
Gene: Cdkn2d
Product: cyclin dependent kinase inhibitor 2D
Exons: 3
Coding region: 33-533 (166 amino acids)
Biological process (GO): negative regulation of cell population proliferation; regulation of cyclin-dependent protein serine/threonine kinase activity
Cellular component (GO): nucleus
Molecular function (GO): cyclin-dependent protein serine/threonine kinase inhibitor activity; protein kinase binding
Source: RefSeq, a predicted model, not a curated record
GUGGAGGAGGAGGGAGGGCCACUCGCGUCACCAUGCUGCUGGAGGAGGUCCGCGCCGGCGACCGGCUGAGUGGGGCUGCGGCCCGGGGUGACGCGCAGGAGGUACGCCGCCUGCUGCACCGCGAGCUCGUGCACCCAGACUCCUUGAACCGCUUCGGCAAGACGGCACUGCAGGUGAUGAUGUUUGGCAGCCUUGCCAUCGCCCGAGAGCUCCUGAAACAAGGUGCCAGUCCUAACGUCCAGGAUGCCUCCGGCACCAGCCCGCUCCAUGAUGCAGCCCGCACUGGAUUCCUGGACACCCUGAAGGUCCUUGUGGAGCAUGGCGCUGAUGUCAAUGCACCAGAUGGCAAUGGGGCGCUGCCCAUCCACCUAGCGGUGCGGGAGGGCCACGCUGCGGUGGUCAGCUUCCUGGCUCCAGAGUCUGACCUCCAUCACAGGGACGCCGCGGGGCUCACACCCCUGGAACUGGCACAGCAGAGGGGGGCUCAGGACCUCAUGGACAUCCUGCAGGGGCACAAGGUGAUCCCGCUGUGACACGGGACACCUACUACAACCAGAGAACCCUGUGGGUUUAUCUGUCAGAAGAGGAGAGAAGAAACUCCUCUCCUUGCUGCUCCUGCCCACUGGAGAAGGGAGGAGAACCAAUUUGUGGCUUAUUGGUGUUGAUUUCUGGAGUGUGUGUGUUUGGGGGACGUUUCUCAUUCGUUUUCUCACCAUUUGGUGUGUUGGACAGAGAAGGACUCCUAUAGGCAACAGCCACCUAAACGGUUUAGUUUCUUCAGCAUCCCGGGCUCCUGGGGCUGCAGGAGAGACCCGAGGGCGGAGGGUUUAAAGCCCCAGCCCCAGAAUGAGGUCAUCACCGCUAGGGCUUCUGGAAUCUGGUGACCUUGGCCGGCUGUGCUCAAAGUCCCAGCGUGUGUGCCCAGCUUUGAGCAUGGGGGGAGGGGGAAGCGUUUUGGUUAAUCAAAGGGUAACAUGAGUUCAUUCAUAUUUUGUUGGAAGCUUGUUCUCCGAUCUCUUGUACAGCACUGAAGAAAGAGAUUCUAUUUAUUAAGCUUUAUGGAAAAAUUGUUGUGUGUGUGAUAAUUUAAUGUUUUUACCCAUUAAAUUAAGACUUACGUAUGUUCACAGUG